CUCCUUCCCUCCCUUCGGUGGCCGCAGCCUCCUCCCCUCUCCGGCUUGCGUCCCCUUUCACCCCGUCCCUGCCCUGGACUCUGCAAACAUGAGGGUCUUGGCCUGCCUUAUCGCAGCUCUAAUGGGGAUCCAAGCUGUUGAGCGGCUGCGCCUGGCCGACGGCCCCCACGGGUGCGCCGGCCGCCUGGAGGUGUGGCACGGCGGGCGCUGGGGGACCGUGUGCGACGACGGCUGGGACCUGCGGGACGCCGCCGUGGCCUGCCGCGAGCUGGGCUGCGGGGGCGCGCUGGCCGCCCCCGGAGGCGCCUUCUUCGGGGAGGGCGCGGGCCCCGUGUGGCUGAGCGAGCUGGCCUGCCGGGGCCGCGAGGGCCAGCUGGGGCUCUGCCCCCACCGCGGCUGGAAGGCGCACAUCUGCUCCCACGAGGAGGACGCGGGCGUGGUCUGCGCAGCAGGGCCUGACCUGUCCCCCAUGUCCUCGGGGCUGAGCCUGAGGAGCCCUGCUUUAAGGAGUGAGGCAGGCAGCUGGGGGUGGGGAGCCAGGCCAGGGAGGCGAGGGAGGGGAUCAGGGCCAGUGCCACCGGGGCCUGCCCCGGGGGGCAGGGACGCUGCGGGCAGGCCACAGCCGGACUCCUGGCGAGUGACUGCCCAUCGCGGAGCCUUCUCGCCAGCGGACUCCAGGUGGGGCGCCCCGCGCCGGCCUCCGCGCAGUCUCCGCCUGUGUUCUCCCCUCCCCCCGCACCCAGGCCCGGCCCCCCGGCUGCGCCUGGCCGACGGCCCCCACGGGUGCGCCGGCCGCCUGGAGGUGUGGCACGGCGGGCGCUGGGGGACCGUGUGCGACGACGCCUGGGACCUGCGGGACGCCGCGGUGGCCUGCCGCGAGCUGGGCUGCGGGGGCGCGCUGGCCGCCCCCGGAGGCGCCUUCUUCGGGGAGGGCGCGGGCCCCAUCCUGCUGGACGACCUCCGGUGUCGGGGCAACGAGACGGCCUUGCGGUUCUGCCCGGCGCGGCCGUGGGGCCAGCACGACUGUCAUCACCGGGAGGACGCCGGCGCCGUGUGCGACGGGAUGCCCCUUGGGUACGUCCCUCCCACGGCCCCGGAAGCGCGGGACGCCAACCGCUCUGCGUCGCGGGAGGCGGAGUCCAGGGCCCCGCCCCCCGCGGCGAGCCAGGCCUCGGGGACCGCAGACGCCUCGCCGCCGCCCGCCUCUCCCACUGCGCCGCGGGAGCCCGGGCCCGAAGCCGGGUCCCCCCAGCUACGCCUGGUGGCAGGGCCCAGCAGGUGCUCGGGCCGGCUGGAGGUGUGGCACGGCGGGCGCUGGGGGACGGUGUGUGACGACGGCUGGGACCUGCGGGACGCCGCCGUGGUCUGCCGCGAGCUGGGCUGUGGCGGAGCUCGGCAGCCGGACCCUGCCACUGGCCGCUUCGGCUGGGGGGCCGGCCCCAUCUGGCUGGACGACGUGGGGUGCUUGGGGACCGAGGCUUCACUGUCUGACUGCCCCGCUGCACCCUGGGGGAAGCACAACUGUGCUCACAAUGAAGAUGUAGGAGUCACCUGCACUGGGACCCCCGGCCUGGACUCUAUCUCAGAUCCCUUCAGCUGGAGCUGGAUCCCUGGCCUGGGUAGAGACCCGGACGCCUGGCUCCCCAGGGAGCUGGCCACCAAACCCUCGGCGAGGCUGACCCCCAGCGUUCCCGAGAAGACCACCACCAGGGCCCCAGGGAAAAUGCCCAAGAGUACUAAGAAGUGGGUGACCAAAACCGCAAAGCGACCGACCACUCAGCCCCCCGUGAUGUCAGCCACCAAACAUUCCAGGGUCCUGGGCACCCAGAGGACCCCUGAACUGACCUCACGGACCACCACCACCCUGAGCACUGAGGUCCCCCACAGGAUGACCUCAAAUCCCACGGCAACACGGACUCCCCGGGCCCCCCGAGAACGGACCUCUAAGACGGUGGCCACAUCAACCACUCAAGGCCCCCGGGAGGUGACCUCUGAGGCCACUGCAGAGCGAAGCCCUCUGCCCCCCAGGGAGCCAUCGGCUGAGAUCCCAGCACGGGGUUCUCCAGAGUCACCCGCAGCCCCAGCCCCCUCACCCACUGGGAGCACCGCUGGGCGGUCAGGCCCGUUCCGCGUGCGUCUGGCCGAUGGGCCCAACCGGUGUGCUGGCCGGCUGGAAGUGUGGCAUGCUGGGCGCUGGGGGACAGUGUGCGAUGACGGCUGGGACCUGCGGGACAGUACCGUGGCCUGCUGGGAGCUGGGCUGUGGAAGGGUCCGGCACCGGGUGGGCAAAACCCACUACGGCCCCGGGACCGGCCCCAUCUGGCUGGAUGACGUGGGCUGCAAGGGAGUCGAGGCCUCGCUGAGUGACUGCCCUGCGGGGGCAUGGGGCCAGCACAACUGUGACCACGAGGAAGACGUGGGGCUCACCUGCACUGGCUACGCCGACGAGGAUGAUUAUCCCCCCUGGACGUGGGAUCCCACCUCGGGAGAGGACCUGGCCAAGGGGACCACCGCCGCAGGGGUGCCUGGACACACGCUCUCCCGGGGCGCCACCAGGAGCCCGGGGGGCCCCUCCCCAGCGACAAGGCGCCUUCCAGACACAGGUGAUGAGGAUGGUUAUGAUCCUUCCCGGACAUGGGGUACACCUUCCGCAGGGGCUCUGCCCAAGGGGACACCCGCCACUCUUACCACUGGCACCACCCAGGACCCAGGCCACCCCUCUCGAGCUCCAAGGAUCCAUGGAGAUACAGGUUCUGAGAGGAAACUGUGGCCGGAGCGUCGGCUGCAGCGCCCCACAGCGUCCCGGGCGCCCCCUGCUCCUUCCCCAGCUCCCUCCGCUUCACCGGUGACCUCGGUGACCUCUGACUCUGCGCCGUGGCUCAUUCCUGAGGCAGCUUCAACGCGGAAGGUGACCUCUGACCCUCCUGACACUUUGCCACCCAGCCCGGACCUGACCUCCCGGAUGAGUUCUGACCCCGCCUUGACAACCCCUGGCCUCGUUUUGUCCACCCCUGACGCCACGGUGAUUCCAGCAUCCACUGCGGAUCUCUCACCCACCCCACCACCCACCUUGCCCAAAGAGCUGACCUCUGACCCCUCUGCACCAGAGAUGGUGACCCACCUUCUUUCUACCUCAGGGUUGACUCCAGAAUCUGACACAAUCCCAAACGUGGACACAGCUCCAUACCCCAACUCAGUUUCAGAUCAUUCCAGAUCCCCAGAUCCCUCCACAAGCCCCUACCCCACUACCACCCCUCACUCUACCUUGACCUCUCACCCUUCCACUACCUCUCAAUACACUACCAUGCUUGACCCCACCACGACCCCUCACCCCACCACCACGACCCCUCACCCCACCACCACGACCCCUCACCCCACCACCACCCCUCAACCUAUUACACUCCCUCAACCCACCACAGUCCCUCAACCCACCACAGCCCCUCAACCCACCACAGCCCCUCACCCCACCACACCCCUUUACCUUACCACAACCCCUCAUCCCACCACAGCCCUUCACCCUACCACAACCCCUAACCCCACCACGACCCCUGAGUCCGCCACACCCCCUCAUUCUACCACCACUCAACCCACCACAACCCCUCACCCUAUCACAACCCGUUACCCUGCCACGACCCCUGACUCCACCACGACCCCUCACUCUACCGCUUCUACUCACCCCACCGUGACUGCUGACUCUACCUCAACCCCUAUGGUCAAUGUCAAGUCCAUUCUAACUUCCUUGGGAACAGAACUGUUCUCUCCCACUCCAGCGCCAGCAGUCAAGUCCAGCCUACACCCCUGGUUGACCUCCAUGGGGACCCCUCUUCUCUCUCAGAUGUCCAGCCUAGUGCCUUUUCCAGCCUCAGAGUCCAGCCACCCCAGGCCUUCUCCAGGCCCAAGCAUGGACACACUGUCCACUGAGGAUUUCAAACCACUGAGUAACCAGAGCCCCAAACCAACUCUACCACCCACACAGACCCCGCACUCAGCCUCUGACCCCACAGUGACCUCUGACCUCCACCUGUCUUCCAUGGCCCACCCCUUGGACCAACCUCCUCCUGACCAUCUCACGCUAAGGCCAACCCCUGGGCAGAGCCCAGACCCCCUUGGGCCAUGUGUGGCUCCAGCGCCACCUGUGAGGGUCAUGGCUUGCGAGCCGCCUGCCCUGGUCGAGCUGGUGGCUGCUGUGAGGGACGUGAGUGGCCAGCUGCAGAGGCUGACCCAGGCCCUGGAGCAGGACCGGCGGCAGCGCCAAGCCCUGGAACUGGGGCUGCCUCAGCUGCUGGAGGCCGCCCGGGGUCUGGGGCAGCUGGCUGAGGUUGUCAGGGGGCUGGCCGAGAGAGCCCGGCCCCCCAGCACCCCUGCGCCCACCACCACCCCCCCAGGAGAGGAAGAAAGGCCUCUGAGGGGAGAUGUGUGACCCUGUGUGGGGUUUGAGGGACUUAAGGUGCUCCCAACCAAAACAUGAAAACCAAAAUAUCUGAUUAAAAGCAAGAUCUCCAUGACA
Molecule: messenger RNA, 4507 nt
Organism: Hyaena hyaena (striped hyena)
Lineage: Eukaryota; Metazoa; Chordata; Mammalia; Carnivora; Hyaenidae
Gene: SSC5D
Product: scavenger receptor cysteine rich family member with 5 domains
Exons: 11
Coding region: 89-4420 (1443 amino acids)
Cellular component (GO): membrane
Source: RefSeq, a predicted model, not a curated record